AUGGAGGAUUUCGGUGUGGAGAUCAUUGCAAUGGACAUUAUCAAACCCUCUUCCUCGACUCCAAAUUACUUUCAACUUUCUUUGAUCGAUCAAAUGGCGCCUCCCUCUUACAUGCCCGCCAUUUUUUUCUAUCUUCCUCCGAAUUCUCAAAAUAUUGUUCAUCAGAUUAGGGAUUCUCUCUCUCGAACCUUAACUCGCUUCUAUCCCUUGGCCGGAACCAUGCCUGAGCGAUUCUACGUUGAUUGCAAUGACUCUGGAGUUGAGUUUUCUGAAGCCAAAGUUGAUUGCGAGAUUUCAGUUCUCUUGAAGAAUCCUGAAAUCCGCAUUUUGCACCGUUUGCUUCCACUUGUUUUUACCUCCCAUUCUGCUGAUUCCAAGUUUCUACUCGCCGUUCAGUUGACUCGCUUCAUCUGCGGUGGUGUAGCUGUGGCUGUUUGUCUUUCGCACAAGCUCGCCGAUGGGGCUUCUGCUGCUGGAUUCGUUAAAGCCUGGGCCGCCGAGGCUAGAGGAGGUUGUAAUAACUCUAUUUUGGAGCCUAAUUUUGAUGCUGUAAAACUCUUUCCAUGUAGAAAAAUUCCUGGUUUUAAGCGAGGAAUCGUGGCUUCAAAAGAGAAGAUCUCGACUAAGAGAUUUGUGUUUGCCAAAUCCGACAUAGACGUGUUAAAGUCUCUCGCUGUUGGUACCUUUGGUGGCUCCAUUUCAAAACCUCCGUCGCGUGUGGUGGCUGUUUCGGCCUUUAUUUGGCUAAGAUUAAUGGCACUGGCUCGAACAAGACCGGUGAAGGCAAAGGUGUUUGGAGCGCUAUAUCCGGUGGACUUGCGAGCAAGGAUGGAUCCGCCGUUGCCGAAAAAUUCGUUUGGCAAUGUCUCUUGGUUUACAAUAGCAACAUCCCCGGUGGAGAUCAAUGAAGAUUUACCUCUUCUCGUGGCUAAAGUAAGAACCGCUAUACAGGAAAUCGACUCCGGUUUUGUGAAGAAACUAGAAGAUUCAGAACACUUGUUGGAAUUGAUGAAGCAAGUGGACAAACAACUCUCCAGUGGUGAGGUACAUCUCUGGAGCUUUACUAGUUGGUGUAGAUUUCCUGUUUAUGAAGCUGAUUUUGGAUGGGGAAAGCCCACUUGGGUUUGUAGUCCGAGUAGGCCUUUUAGAAAUUCAGUCGUUUUAAUGGAUUCGUCUGAUGGUGAUGGUGUUGAAGCUUGGGUGAACUUGAAGGAAGAAGACAUGGCCAUCUUCGAAAAAGACGAAGAGCUUCUUUCCUUUUGCUCGGAUUAGCUUUUAAUGUCGUUUGGCUUCUUUCUGUCCUGUUUCUGAAAUGAAAUCCAAAUCCAAAUCCCAAGCCAUUUUUUGCACACCAAACAACAAACACUUCAAACCUUUUUAUUCCUAUCUGUUCGGUGAACAGAACAAUGCCAAACACUCAACACUUGGAAUUUUAAAAACUUAUAAAAGAAAGAAACAGCUCCAUGUUUUCAUCAAACUCAAUCCCGAAUUUGGUUAUUUAUGAAACAAACAUGGGUGGUGACAAAUGCAAUGAGAAAGGACAAUACAGAAAGAGACAACCAUCCAACGAACUUUUUUUUUUCUUUCAUUAAUUUCCUCUUUGGGAACUAAUUGGACAACAGCCUUAGCGUAGGUUUUUUAGCACUUCCAGCAGGAGGAUGCAACAAUGGGCUUGGACUUCCAACCAAGAACCAAACACCCCUUUUCUUCCACAAUAGUGUAACCUUCAUUAGCCUUAAACUUCCCAAUCCACUGCUUUGCCUGAGCCAUUACUUUAAUGGGCGAAGCUUGAAAACCUGCUCUGCUCAUCCUCCUCCGCCAUUGAUCCACUCUCUCAUGCCUCUCAACCCUCGCCAUCCCCUCGCAGCUCACUAUGUUCUUUAUCUCCUCAGCAAAAUAGAACUGCUCAAUCUUUGCUCUUCUGGUGUCAUAUUUCGGCAACAUGGCAUCCAAGGAAUCAAAUAUGGCAGAAUAAUAGUGAAGAGCUUCCAUGAAUCUCCCUAAGAAAAAGGGUCCAUUGUGAUUUGAAUCUUGCUCCACUAGAACCAAAGCCUUGGGGGAAAGGUCAUAAAUCAUGCGAAGUACAGAGGUUAGAGCUCCUCUGCUUUCUUUGACCACACAAUGCAUCUGAAAAAUGCUGGUGAUGACCAAAGCUUCACCAUCGUGAAGUUUUAUGUCUUGAGGUCGAAGAUUUUCUAAAUUUCCCUCUACAGCUAAAACCUCCACUUGAACCCCAACCCCUUCUGCGUGAGCUUUCAACUUCUCCCCCAUCACUCUGUAUCUAUUUACAGAGAGGCCAAUGCCAGUGACUCGGAGCAGUCGCCGGUUCGAAGACUCAGCAAGGCUCUCAAUGAGGCUGUGCCAUUGAUGGCCAUAUGGCAAACCAAACGCCAUUCCCAAAUCCAACACAUGGACAGAAUUCUCUCCCUCAAAGACUUCCAAUAUUGAUGAAUUGGCCACAAAAUGCCCAAAUUGGAUAUGUGGGUAAAUCUCAUAAGCAAGAUUUAGAGCCUCAUCCUUUUUCUUCCUGUCAGACGAGUGAUCCACUCUGCUCAUGAUGGGCAAACCAAAGCCAACAUAGCCAAGUGGCUGAACCAAAGCAAGGCGGUCGGCCAGUCCUUGGACAAAACAAGAAGCCACUCUUUGGAAGGAAGAGCCAAAUACCAAAGCGUUGGCUCGAAGCUCGGAUAGAAGAAUUGAAGCAUGAGACCUAUCGCGACAAGCCACAGCCUCAGCACAGGCAACAAGAAGCUGUAAAAGCCUCAUCCCAUCAGCACUAGCAUCCUCCUCUGCCGCACUCUCCUCUGCAUUAAUGAUGGCAGCAGCAGCUUCCUCCACGGCUUCCGCUGCCAAAUAACGCUGAUUGUAAGUCCAUAUAUGGGCACGGAAGCCAGUACUCAAGCUAUCACAACUGUCGCUGCGGCUGAGACUCCUGCUAUUGUUGCUACUGUUUCCACUACCAUCUUCAGUUGGGGUUGAUUCAGUUUCAAUUUUGGGUCUUUUACGUCUGAAUUCGUCGGAGAAUGAAAUGACCCAUCUGCUUGCUGCAGUAGUGUCAUCCAACAAGGAGAGCCAGUGGGCAGCUCCGCUAUCCUCAUCCUCCUUCGUGAUGGAGGUGAAGUCUGUGGAGAAGAAGCUGCCCCCGUCGCCAUCAAGAGCCAUUGUUGUGUUGGUGUCUCUGUCACUCCUGAUGGAACUGAAGGGAAAUUGUAAAACACUGAAGGAAGGUGAUUGUUAUAGCAUUGUUGGGUGAAAGUUCCUAAGUUUUGGUACACUUUAUUAAGUUUUUAUUUAUUUAUUUAUUAUUAUUAUAAGUUAUAACAAGGAAGCCAAGUUGUAGGAGAAUUAACACAAGAAAUUGGGAGGAAUUUUUGGGACAAGGUAGAAACUAAGAAGCUCCAAGUGUUGGGGAAGUUCAAAUUGUUGGUUGGUUUUGGUUGGUUUGUUAGUACAGUAACUAAGGAAGAAUAUACCAUGUGGGUGUUAAUAUGUCAUUUUCAGUUUGCUUUUAUACAUCUUGUUGGCGUUUUUGGGUAA
Molecule: messenger RNA, 3537 nt
Organism: Cucumis melo (muskmelon)
Lineage: Eukaryota; Viridiplantae; Streptophyta; Magnoliopsida; Cucurbitales; Cucurbitaceae
Product: vinorine synthase-like
Exons: 1
Coding region: 1-1272 (423 amino acids)
Source: RefSeq, a predicted model, not a curated record